Molecule: messenger RNA, 2428 nt
Organism: Nanorana parkeri
Lineage: Eukaryota; Metazoa; Chordata; Amphibia; Anura; Dicroglossidae
Gene: LRRC24
Product: leucine rich repeat containing 24
Exons: 5
Coding region: 149-1774 (541 amino acids)
Molecular function (GO): protein binding
Source: RefSeq, a predicted model, not a curated record
GGGAUGGAGCAGCCGGAGGAUGGAGGGAUGCUCGGGGAGGCGAUCAGAUCUGGGGGGACCGGACGGCGCCGGAGCUGAUCAAUCGAUGGAUUAUUAAAGGGGCGCAGCAUGAGAGAUCAAGGACUAUUCACUUCCCUGCCGCAGUAAAAUGGCCUCAUCAGAUCACUCGUUCAUCAUCAUCGCUGCCUUUUUCAUACCGUCAUUCCUGGCCCUCCGCGCCCAGCCCUGCCCCUCAGAGUGCCGCUGCUACAGCAUGGCCGUGGAGUGCGGAUCCAAGGGGCUGAAGUCCAUUCCGGCCAACAUCCACCCGUCCACCCAGACUGUGUUUUUACAGGAUAACGCCAUAUCUCAGAUCCAGCAGCAGGAUUUAUCUCCUCUCCUGGGUCUCCAAUACCUCUAUAUCCAGAACAACAGCAUCUCCACCCUGGAGGCCGGUGCCUUCAGGUCCCAGCAGCACCUGGUGGAACUGGCGCUCAAUGGAAACCGGAUCCAUCUACUCAACAGCAGCAUCUUCAAAGGCCUGGAGCACCUGAGGGUCCUCUACCUGGCAGGGAACCAGAUCACCCGUCUCGUGUCCUACACCUUCUCCAACCUGCAGAGGCUGCAGGAGCUCCAUUUACAGGAAAACAAAAUUGAGAGUCUCCAGGACCAGGCGUUCUCCGGGCUGUCCUCUCUUGCUCUACUCGACCUCAGCAAGAACAACCUGCGUUCGAUAAACCGCGGCGCUCUUAGGCCUCUCAUCAGCCUGCAGGUGCUCCGACUGACAGACAACCCGUGGAGAUGUGAUUGCGCCCUGCACUGGCUCCGGGCCUGGAUGAAGGAAGAAGGGAAACGUCUCCUGACCUCCUUUGAUAGGAAGCUUAUCUGCUCUGAGCCUCCGAGACUGUCCCACCAGAGUCUAUUGGACAUCUCUGCAAACAGCCUUAUCUGCAUCCCCCCAGUGGUCAGCGUAGACCCCAUGGAGACCACCGCUCGCCUUGGGGAUGAACUACGGGUCUCCUGCCGAGCUUCGGGCUAUCCCCAGCCACUGAUAACAUGGAGGAAGGUGGCCCACGCUCGCGCGGGUCUCACAAGAGUUAACGCAAAGUCUACCGGCAGCAGAACCUUUGAACUGACCGAGCGCAGCGUCGGAGAACAGUUGGACUCGGACACCGGGAGCGGGAUGCUCUUUUUAACCAACAUCACCGUGUCUCACGGGGGAAAGUACGAGUGCGUGGCUUCCAACCCCGGCGGCACGGCUAAAGUGUUAUUCCACCUGACUGUCAACCUGUCCAACCAGCAGUCUCGAUCGUACACCUCGGUGGACAUCAGCCACGAGCCGCUUUACGACAUGGAGAGCAUGGAGUUCAACUCCCUCAGCAUGGCCACUCAGACAGCCAUCGCCAUUGGGAUAUCGCUUCUGGCUCUGACGGCUCUGCUGCUCAUCGUGAUGAUCUACAGAAAGCACCACAAGCGAAAAAAGGCCAAAAAGGAGGAGAACAUCUUGUACGUCAAUGACUACUCAGACGGGCCCACCACCUUCGCCCAACUGGAAGAGUACAGGGAUGAGCGCGGGCACGAGAUGUUCGUGAUAGACAGGAACAAGGCCCAUUUCCCGACCUACAAGGACGCCGAUGGGACGAGCAGCUUCGCCGGCCUCCCGGACCUGGCCGAGCAGCUGACGGAGCAAGGGACGCAGACGCUGGUGGACGAGGCCGAGCGUCCAAUGAAUGACCUCUUCCUAAACCAGGGCUUUCUGUUCCAGCAGCAAAUUGCUUACGAAAUACAUUGUUAAAGGGCAAAAUAUAAAGAGGACGAGAGCUCAUGGCCAUCGUGUGUUGAGGACGAGGAGGGGGGGAUACAAAAAAAAAAUCCCUCCACAAAGCUGCACAUUUUAAUACCGUCUCCAUUUUCUAAGGUCGUACGUGUAAGGCGGUUGUUUCAUAGUUUAAUUUUCUGCCCUCUAGUGAUUUUUUUUUUUUAAUCCCUCAUUGUGAAGUGUCCUUGCAGUCUGACACGUAUAAGUGGCAGCUGGUAGGGAAGAGGUUUCCGCAGAUAGACGUAGGAGAUCUGACAGGCAGAAGCCCCCGACAUUCAGAUACAUGUCAAGCAAAUCUUCCUCCCGCUGGCCCAGAUGUCACCGGGAGAGCUUUCAGAUUGCUGUCUUGACACGAAGAGACGCCAGACAACGUGCUGGAUGGCGGCGAGCGAAGGGGCCGCGCCGAGCUCUGUGACAGCAAUCUUCCAAUGUCAUAUAGUUACUUCAGCUGCGAUGUGAGCGGCAACGACCGCUGAGUGAUGGAAGACAUUCACUGCUUCUAAUACAUCGGGAAAUAACACAUUCCAUCCCUGCCGUCUUCAAAACGGGGGUUUUUUUUUUUUUUUUCUAUCAGACAAGCUGUUCCGCAGCGUACUUGGGAAGCAGAACCGGCAAGUGGAAAAGUACUAA